AGACGCUUCCGCCACCGCGGCGGGACAGUCGCGAUGUCAGCCAAUCUUAGCCCAGAAAUGGCCGUCUCGAGGGCGGUCCUCGAGGCGCUGAGAUUGUGAGUGUCUGUUGAGCGGCUGGUGGGAGUCGUGCUACCUUGAGUAGGGGUUAAAGUCGUUCUUGAGAGGAACGUCUGUGUCCGGAGAGAAAAUGAGUUUAGCUCUGAGAAGUGAACUUGUAGACAAAACAAAGAGGAAAAAAAGAAGAGAACUCUCUGAAGAACAGAAACAAGAAAUUAAAGAUGCUUUUGAACUAUUUGACACGGACAAAGAUGAAGCAAUAGAUUAUCAUGAAUUAAAGGUGGCAAUGAGAGCCUUGGGGUUUGAUGUAAAAAAAGCUGAUGUACUGAAGAUUCUUAAAGAUUAUGACAGAGAAGCCACAGGGAAAAUCACCUUUGAAGAUUUUAAUGAAGUUGUGACAGACUGGAUAUUGGAAAGAGAUCCACAUGAAGAAAUAUUGAAGGCAUUUAAACUAUUUGAUGAUGAUGAUUCAGGUAAAAUAAGCUUGAGGAAUUUGCGACGUGUUGCCAGAGAAUUGGGUGAAAACAUGAGUGAUGAAGAACUUCGGGCUAUGAUAGAAGAAUUUGAUAAAGAUGGUGAUGGAGAAAGUAAUUUUCAACAUUGUCUGAAUCUCAGUUUUCCCAUUUGUAGACAUGAGAAUGGUAAUACCUUAUAGCAUUGUUGUGAAUAUUAAAUGAAGAUAGUUGAUGGUGCCUAGCAUUAAGUGUAAGCUUGUUUUCCUUUCUUUUUUGUCUUUACUAAUCUUUGUUCCCUUGCAUUUUCUUGAACAUAAUGAGUGCUCUUAUAUUUGUUGACUUAAAGCCCUGAGCUGGAGUGUGUGUUACAGUAGAUACAUGUUGAUAUAGCAUCCACUGUAUAUACAUUCAUAAAUACAUACAUAUAUAUUACCUUGGUAAUACUGGCAUGCUUUAAUAAGGAGGUGAGACAGUAGCAACUAGCUAUCAGUUCAGGUUUAUAGAUUGUUUUUUAAAUGUAUACAUUAUUGUACUUUCUCAUAUUUAUGUGAAAAUUAAGUAUUAUAAAACUUUUCUAUUUUUAAAUAAUAGAUUUUUUUAAGGAUAUUGAUAUAGUUACUUAUAUUUUGAAGCAAAGAUGAUUAAAACUCGAGGAAAUUUAGAUGAUUUCUUAAGCUGUCACUCUAAUAUUUGGACUUCAAAUUUACUCCCUAAAUUAACUUUAAAGGAACUCUGUUCUGUAAAGGUACUAUCUUCAGUGACAUAGAGAUUCUUGGUAUGUCUGUUUCAUAAAUCUUUAACAAUGUGUCAAAAGGUCAGUUAUAAUUUUCUUUCUUACUGGACUAGGCCCAUGCAAUCAGAUUUCAGUUAUUAGCUGCAUUUGACAUUAGGAGAAAAUAUCAAUUAGGAAGCUGCCUCUUAAAUUGAAACUUGAUGUGAAACUUUGCUUUAGAAAAUGUGUCCAUUUCUUCAUCCCUUGUUAUAUUGCUCUGGCUGCUGCUUUUGAAUCUCCCAGUUCACAUUUAUACUUCCUUGCUUGAAGACUUAUUUUAGUGCAUCCUGAAAACAUUUCUUCAGUCCUCUCUGCUUGUUUUACUCCACUUUGUCACUAUACAUGUGUUGCUUGGAUAUCCUACUGUCAUUUAUUCAAAUGACUUAACAGGCAAAUAAUGUUUUUUCCAAGUAUUUAAUUACAAAUAAAAUAUAGCUGAUGCAUAGUCUUUUAUUAAGAUUUGUCUUGUUUCUGGAGGAGAAUGUGGUCUUAUCAUAUUAAAAUAGUCUAAUCCAGUAGUUUCCAAUGUGGGAUGUGGGUGUGGGUCUCAAUGGGUUGGGGGGUCUUCCUAGGUAUUGUAUGGGUCUGGGAAUUCAUAUAUACAUCAUUGUCUGUAGAUCAUAUGAAUAAUUGUAUUGCAUGUGCAUGUGUAUAAUGCUAUUUUUCAUUUAUAUACUAUUGCAGAAUACUAUUUGUAAAUACUAUUGCAGAAUUCAUAGUAGCUAUUUGACAUUUUUCAAGCAACACAUACUUAGUAUACAGGUUGUAAAAGUUGGUUUCCAGUUGUUUGUAAGAAAAAUAUACAACAAUUAAUAAAUAAUAAUACAAGAAUAAACUCUAGCCCUAGCUGGUUUGACUCAGUGGAUAGAGCGUCAGCCUGCGGA
Molecule: messenger RNA, 2168 nt
Organism: Myotis daubentonii (Daubenton's bat)
Lineage: Eukaryota; Metazoa; Chordata; Mammalia; Chiroptera; Vespertilionidae
Gene: CETN3
Product: centrin 3
Exons: 5
Coding region: 188-712 (174 amino acids)
Cellular component (GO): myosin II complex
Molecular function (GO): calcium ion binding
Source: RefSeq, a predicted model, not a curated record